This is a messenger RNA of Leptosomus discolor (cuckoo roller), 1279 nucleotides long. The record is from RefSeq and is a predicted model, not a curated record. NCBI's taxonomy places the organism in Eukaryota, Metazoa, Chordata, Aves, Leptosomiformes, Leptosomidae.
UAUUUUAGAUCCUCUAAAUCCACAGAUCCAAUGGCUGUCCCACCAUCAUACAGCGACUUGGGAAAGUCUGCCAGGGAUGUAUUCAACAAGGGAUAUGGAUUUGGAAUGGUCAAGUUAGAGUUGAAGACCAAGUCUUCCAGUGGGGUGGAAUUCACUGCAACUGGUUCUUCCAACACAGACACCGGCAAGGCUUCAGGCAGUCUAGAGACCAAAUACAAGAUCAAAGACUAUGGACUUACAUUCACCCAGAAGUGGAACACAGACAACACAUUGGGAACAGAAGUUUCCAUGGAGGAUCAGUUGGCUGAAGGAUUGAAGGUGGCUCUUGACACUACAUUUGUACCAAACACAGGGAAGAAGAGUGGAAAGUUGAAGACCUCCUACAAAAGAGAAUAUGUAAAUCUAGGCUGCAACAUAGACAUUGAUCUCUCUGGACCAACCAUCUAUGGCUGGGCAGUGUUGGGCUAUGAAGGCUGGCUUGCUGGUUACCAGAUGGCUUUUGAUACAGCCAAGUCUAAGCUUUCGCAAAAUAACUUUGCCUUGGGAUACAAGGCAGGAGACUUUCAGCUGCACACUAAUGUGAAUGAUGGCACCGAGUUUGGUGGGUCUAUUUAUCAGAAGGUUAAUAAUAAGGUUGAGACAUCAGUCAAUCUUGCAUGGACUGCUGGCAGUAACAACACACGUUUUGGUAUUGCUGCUAAGUACCAGCUGGACGAGAAGACUUCCAUUGUGGCUAAAGUCAAUAAUGCCAGCCUGAUUGGAAUUGGUUACACUCAUGCCCUCCGGCCUGGUGUAAAGCUGACCCUCUCAGGCUUGAUCGAUGGCAAGAAUUUCAGUGCUGGAGGUCACAAAGUUGGGCUGGGAUUUGAGCUAGAAGCUUAAUGCAGCUUUAAGUAAAACAACAGGUGGUGCUCUGGAAGAUGAAGGACAAAUGUACCCAGUGUGUUUCGGCCUUAAUAUUACUCUGAAAUGUCAAGAAGUGUGAACUUUGUACUCUUCCAAAGAAUCAUUUUAACCCAACACUGAAGUCCAGAGAGUGCCAGCACAUCAAAGGAAGAUACUUGAAGGCAUGCAUGGAAUUUGUGAUGUUUGUGCCACAUUUCACUUCAGUUGCCCCUAUUUUAAAUCUGGUCCCAAAAAACAGAAGAAAACCCUACCUCUCCCCGUUAUUGUAUUUGCAUCCUGCAUGUCCUGUAGUUCACAACCUUUUAUAAAAGCUGGUCUCUGUGCUGUAGUGGAAAUUUGGGUUUACAUCAGAAUAAAAUAAAUUGGUCGGUCA